Jaculus jaculus (lesser Egyptian jerboa) is the source of this 2892-nucleotide messenger RNA. RefSeq names its product G protein-coupled receptor 61 (gene Gpr61). The record is from RefSeq and is a predicted model, not a curated record. Gene Ontology annotation, biological process: G protein-coupled receptor signaling pathway. The coding region runs from base 778 to 2133 and encodes 451 amino acids. The transcript is spliced from 3 exons. Gene Ontology annotation, cellular component: endosome; signaling receptor complex; plasma membrane. NCBI's taxonomy places the organism in Eukaryota, Metazoa, Chordata, Mammalia, Rodentia, Dipodidae. Gene Ontology annotation, molecular function: G protein-coupled receptor activity.
GAUUGGUGCGAAGCAGGAGGCCACUAGGACCCAGAAGCUUUCUGAGCAUCCUGCUCUGCUGGCUGCCUCUCACCGCUCACUGCAGUGGUUCAGGCUUCAGCAGCCGUGGAGAAGCAUCAGCUGAGAGGAGCUAUCACAUGGGAGCCGGGAGCUGCUCAGCAAAGAUGCCUUGAUGAGGAAGCUGGAGUGAAGUGUUGCAGUUAGUGUCCAGAUCUGGGACUAGAAGUGGAUCUUGUGUUCCAUUCCAAGGAGACCAGAAAUCAGGAAAUUCACAUCAACAACCCUAACACCACAGCACUGUCCUGGAGCUCAGGAGACCCCUGGGGAGAGGAGAGAGGAUUUAGAAUUGCCCUUGAACAGGAAGAAGGGUAUGGAGAAUGUAAAGAAAGUGGAGGAGGAGGUGCCAGGUGCUGCUCAGAAGGUGGAGUGCUGUUGACUGGGUGAGGAUCCAUCCCUUACACAUCUCUUGCUUCCUGUCCGUCGCUGGGGCUGACCCUUCGACUCCCUGCUGCCAGAAACAGGACAUGAGCUCCUGAGUUCACAGCUGCCUGGCCUGGCAUUCUGUCUACGGAGGAGCCCAGCCUUGGAGGCUGGUAAUAAGAGUCUGCCCAAGAGACUCCAGCAGGACCCCUCCCCCCAUCCCUCUCAAAAAAUAAAGAAGAAAGGAAGGAAGGAAGGCAGAAAGAGGGAAGCCUGGGCUUGCCAUCCCAGGGUUGUGGACUAGGAUGGGGGAUGGGCCUGUGACAGGAGGUACCCUGGGUGUCCUCUUUCGGCCCCAUGGAGUCCUCACCCAUCCCCCAGUCAGCAGGGAACUCUUCCACUUUGGGAAGGCUUCCUCAAACCCCAGAUCCCUCUGCUGCCAGCGGUGUCCCGGAGUUGGGGCUGCGGGACGUGGCUUCAGAAUCCGUGGCUCUCUUCUUCAUGCUCCUGUUGGACCUGACUGCUGUGGCUGGCAACGCUGCUGUCAUGGCUGUUAUUGCCAAAACGCCUGCCCUCCGAAAGUUCGUCUUCGUCUUCCACCUCUGCCUGGUGGACCUGCUGGCUGCGCUGACCCUCAUGCCUCUGGCCAUGCUUUCCAGCUCUGCCCUCUUUGACCAUGCUCUCUUUGGGGAGGUGGCCUGUCGCCUCUACUUGUUUCUCAGUGUAUGUUUUGUAAGCCUGGCCAUCCUUUCCGUGUCUGCCAUCAACGUGGAGCGCUAUUAUUACGUGGUCCACCCCAUGCGCUACGAGGUGCGCAUGACGCUGGGGCUGGUGGCCUCUGUGCUGGUGGGUGUGUGGGUCAAGGCCCUGGCCAUGGCCUCCGUGCCAGUGUUGGGAAGGGUCUCUUGGGAGGAAGGAGCUUCCAGCGUCCACCCGGGCUGUUCACUCCAAUGGAGCCACAGUGCCUACUGCCAGCUUUUUGUGGUGGUCUUCGCGCUCCUGUACUUCUUGCUGCCCUUGCUCCUCAUCCUUGUGGUUUACUGCAGCAUGUUCCGGGUGGCUCGGGUGGCCGCCAUGCAACACGGGCCACUGCCCACGUGGAUGGAGACACCCCGGCAACGCUCCGAGUCUCUCAGCAGCCGCUCCACCAUGGUCACGAGCUCCGGGGCUCCCCAGACCACCCCGCAUCGGACGUUUGGGGGCGGGAAAGCAGCUGUGGUCCUCUUAGCUGUAGGGGGACAGUUUCUGCUCUGUUGGCUGCCCUACUUCUCUUUCCAUCUCUACGUGGCCCUGAGCGCUCAGCCCAUUUCGACAGGACAGGUGGAGAGCGUGGUGACCUGGAUUGGCUACUUUUGCUUCACUUCCAACCCUUUCUUCUACGGAUGUCUCAACCGGCAGAUCCGGGGGGAGCUCAGCAAGCAGUUCGUCUGCUUCUUCAAGCCCGCUCCAGAGGAGGAGCUGAGGCUGCCUAGUCGAGAGGGCUCCAUCGAGGAGAAUUUCCUGCAGUUCCUUCAGGGGACUGGCUGUUCCUCUGAGAACUGGGUUUCUCGGCCCCUACCCAGCCCUAAGCAGGAGCCACCUGCUGUUGACUUUCGGAUCCCAGGUCAGAUCGCAGAGGAAACCUCCGAGUUCCUGGAGCAGCAGCUCACCAAUGACAUCAUCAUGCCGGACAGCUACCUCCACCCCGCCCCUUCGCCCAGGCUGGAGUCAUGAUGAGCUCUUGGACACUGGAAAUAGGGUUUGGAGGCUGGUUUAUGAUCCCAAGGACUGCCUUGUGGGACCACGUUUUUCCAGCUGGCUGGGGCUGGGGCUGGGGUCUCCGCACAUAGCUUUUGCUUAGUGUUUCCUGGGUCAGAACCAGAGCCAACAGGAUGGACUUGUGGCAAAAGCCUUGGACUUGGCUGUGAUCUUUGACUAUUGGGGGAGGGAACCUGGGUAUGGCGAGACGGUGACGAGAGAAAAGGGUCACAAGGACUGGCCUCCCCGAUCUCUCUCCUCAUGGCAGUGACCCACCUCCAGCCCCUUGGACAAUCGGGUACAAGAGACUAAGGUCGGGCAUGGGAAGGGUGGGGUUUGCGUAGUCCAUUAAAUGCCUCCCGACUCUCAUUCAUCACUCCUGAAAUUAGCUUCAGUGACAAAGACUUAAAUCUCUUUCUCUCCUACCUGUAGCCCUGGGUUGGAGAAGGCAGAGAGUUGGGCUUGGCUAUUUACUAAUUAAGCCUAUGGGAACCAUGUCAACUAAUAUUGGCAAUGAAAUUCUCAGUGGAGAGAGGGGAUAAGUGCAAACUGGACAGGACACCCAUCUUGGGCCACUGUCCAUCCCACUUCCCUCAAUUGAACACAAAAGGGUCAAUACAGAGCCAGAGAGUGCUGUGGUCUAUACUUGAACAAAUUUCUGGCUCAGUGAAUGAGUCAGAAAAAGGGGUGAAGUGGAUUGGAGGAGUGGGGUAGUUUCCCCUUUGAACAGCUAAU